Molecule: messenger RNA, 2802 nt
Organism: Podarcis muralis (Common wall lizard)
Lineage: Eukaryota; Metazoa; Chordata; Lepidosauria; Squamata; Lacertidae
Gene: NEUROD2
Product: neuronal differentiation 2
Biological process (GO): axon development; sensory organ development; positive regulation of transcription by RNA polymerase II
Cellular component (GO): nucleus
Molecular function (GO): protein dimerization activity; E-box binding; DNA-binding transcription factor activity, RNA polymerase II-specific
Source: RefSeq, a predicted model, not a curated record
AGGGAGGGAGGGAGAGGGAGAGAGAGAGACAGAGACUGUCUGUAAUGAACCGGAUCUAUCAGAAAUAUUGCACCAAUUCCGCAGCAAAGCAAUGGAGACACCAAUUAAUUUUAAUCACACUUUAAAACGAGUCAAUUGCUUUUAUGGAGGGGAGGGGGGAGCGCGGUUUCAGGCCAGUUCUAAGCCGCUCUCCCAUCCCCUCCUCCUCCUACAAAAGCUCUGCUUAAAUUAGACUCCCGUUAAAAGUAUGGGUGGGAGUGGGGAGGGAGCGGGAGAUUUUGUCUCUGAUCGAGCGGAAGGUAACCAGGAUUAUUUUGACGAGAGCCGCUGCACGUACUUCGAGGCAGAACGUUUGGGAGAAGAGUGCAAUAAAAAGCCACCAUGUUGACGCGACUCUUCAGCGAGCCCAGCCUGAUCCCAGAAGUUCAGAAAUUCUCCAGCUGGGCAGACGACUGCGACGACGACGACGACGAGGACGACGAGGCCAGCGAUAAAGAUGAGCGGAAGGGCAAGAGCUGCCCUCUCCAGGACGAGCAGACCGACGGGGAGGCCAAAGACGACCACGACUUAGGGGGCGAGGAGGAGGAGGAAGAGGAGGAAGAAGAAGGGGUCGAGGAGGCGGAAGGGGAUCGCCCCAAGAAACGGGGCCCCAAAAAGAGGAAGAUGACCAAGGCCCGGCUGGAGCGCUCCAAGUUGAGGCGCCAAAAGGCCAACGCCCGCGAGAGGAACCGCAUGCACGACCUGAACGCCGCCUUGGACAACCUCCGCAAGGUGGUGCCUUGCUACUCCAAGACUCAGAAGCUGUCUAAGAUCGAGACGCUGAGGCUGGCCAAGAACUACAUCUGGGCCCUGUCGGAGAUCUUGCGCUCGGGCAAGAGGCCGGACUUGGUGUCCUACGUGCAGACUUUGUGCAAAGGCUUGUCGCAGCCCACCACCAACUUGGUGGCGGGCUGCCUGCAGCUCAACUCGAGGAAUUUCCUGACCGAGCAAGGCCAGGAGGCCGGCAGGUACCACGGGCCCAACUCCACCUUUGCCAUGCACCCUUACACCUACCAGUGCUCGCGGCUCUCCGGCGCGCAGUGCGCUUCCAGCACCAUGGCUAGCUCCCACGCCCUGCGGACGCACGCCUACUGCGCCACCUACGAGUCGCUCUAUGGGAACGCGUCGCCAGACUACAAUAGCUCGGAAUACGAUGGGCCCCUGAGCCCUCCUUUGUGCGUGAACGGGAAUUUCUCCCUCAAGCAAGACUCUUCCCCAGACCACGAGAAAAACUACCACUAUUCUAUGCACUACUCCGCCCUCCCGAGUUCUCGCCCGUCCGGCCACAAUUUGGUCUUCGGGUCUUCUGGGAUGCGCAGCGGCGUCCACUCGGAGAACGUUUUGCCUUAUGAGAUGCACCUCCACCACGACAGAGGUCCCAUGUACGAGGAGCUCAAUGCUUUUUUCCAUAAUUAACGACUCCUCCCGCCUUUGGGCUCCCCUUCUGGUUCCACACCUAACCAGGGCCACCUGUAGAUCCCCAGUGGGUUGCGUUCGCGAAAGGGAUAGGCGUGUGUGUGGUUCUGUGCGCGCGCGUGGGCGAUUUUUAUUUGGGGUGGGGGGGCAACGGUCCUUGGCCUUCUCGAAGCCCCUGCUCGCCUCUUCCCGAGAGCUGCAACUUUGCAUUCAACUGUGAGCCACUUUCCCUCGCAGUUAGAGAGAACUAAUCUAAAUAAUAAUAAUAAUAAUAAUAUUAACAACAACAACAAUAACACCCAUCCCUAAACCUAUUGAGCCGGGCGUACUUGUUUCAAAGCAGCGUGUGGAAGGCGGGUUCAGCCCGAUCUACAAGACACUUAGGCCGAAGCCACGGACUUGACUCACUUCGAAUCCGCUGGGAUUCGACGGGGUCGAUUCUGUUUGAAGUCAAUGGUCUUCGGCUUAAAUGAGGAGUCGACGGAGCUGAUGAAGCGCCCUGUUUCCUAUGGGACUCCUUACUUGACUGGGAGUUGGGGUGUAAACCGGAUCUGAGACCUGGUCUCCUCCUCUGCCCCAAUUACUAAUAAAAGAAAUCUGGUGCAAUAUAUGCUCUAAUGCAAUUUUAUAUAUAUGAGAAAGCAAACUAUAUAGCUUCGUGGACUGUUUAGCUGAGGUCUUGACUAUCUAGAAAGGAGGGUUUUAGAUCCAAAUCGGAAGUGCUAUUAAGGAAGGGGGGAAACAUCAAAUUUAUGGGGAGUGUGUGUGAGGGGGAGUCAAAGGUUCGCCCCACCUUAAGCGAUUGCCUAUAUUGAGCAAUGCUCAAUAUAGGCAUUUAAUCUAGAGACCAGAAUGGCUGUAGAGCGAAAUAAUUCAGUACAGGGCAGGAGAUGGUGGGGGGAGGGGGCUUUCCAUCAUUCCAGCAAUUGAUUCAAGAAUUCCCCGAAAGUUUAAUCUAUUUAAGGACGUGCUUGUUUGUUUGUUUUUUAAAAAUACGUUUGCAAACUUUAAGUCAGACUUUCGAUGCAGUGAGAACUUUAAAAAAGCAAUAAAGGGGCAAACAGAUGAUAAAUAUAUUCUAUCUUUAUCUAUGCAAGUAGGUACUGAAACUAGGGAAAAAGUUUUUAAAAUGAAGGAAAAGGAAAACAAAAAGGAAAAAUGAAAAACAACAACAACCAAGAAUCCAUAUGAGAUAUUAAAAAUAUGGACCAACAAACUCGCUGAGGUUUAAAAUCGAGCACUUUUUUGAUUUGGGGGAAACGGACUGUGGUAUAUUUCCCUGGUAUUUAACAAUCACUGACUUUUUGAAACCACCCUUGUAACCCCAAGUAACUUAUUUUCCAAAAU